This is a messenger RNA of Polyodon spathula (Mississippi paddlefish), 1451 nucleotides long. RefSeq names its product caspase recruitment domain-containing protein 19-like. The record is from RefSeq and is a predicted model, not a curated record. The transcript is spliced from 4 exons. NCBI's taxonomy places the organism in Eukaryota, Metazoa, Chordata, Actinopteri, Acipenseriformes, Polyodontidae. Gene Ontology annotation, cellular component: mitochondrion. Bases 149 to 409 code for a protein of 86 amino acids.
AAUCGAAAACUUUUGCUUGUGACAUACAAAGGGCGUGAUGAAACCUGACAGCGCAGCACUGGGAGGAAACUGCCAUGGGACGAGAAAGUGAGGAAGUGGAGAAGCGAGAGGGGUAAAUAAAGUUCCAGGCUUUACCGCAGAUAUCACCAUGCCAGAUGCAGCAGAACCCAAUGGGACUAACAUUCAUCCAGACCCCAGGGAGAGAUUUGUGCUAAAUGAAAGGGGUCCAGUGUUCUUUAUCAUCUGUUUUAGUGUUGUUGCUGGGUUGGCAUUGUACUACUACAGUAAUGAAGAGGAUAAAGCUAUUGGAGAGGCCAAGAAGAUACUAGGAUUUACAGCAUUUGGGCUCAGCAGCCGAGCCAAGGCUAUGCUAAUAUCCUACGCAGAGGACCAGUCAAAGAACCAGUAAUGCUAAAAAGCAGCCCCUUGCAUUGGCCAACUUCAUUAUGGAAUAAGCACAAGGCAAACCAGCAUGCCGUACCAAAGACUAGGUGAACUAUGUGUACAGCAGUAGGAAAUGCAUUGUUUUUAAGCAUGUAUGUAAUUAUAUAUAAUUUAAAAGAUAUGGGACGACAUCCUAAGUCUUAUAACAUAUAUUUUAUUGUUACUGUAAGAUUGAAAGUUUUGGACACUAAUGCUGGUAGGAUGGUUUUGUCCUUUUUCCGGGUACAGUGCCCUCCACUUAGCCCUUCGCUGAAUAACUUUCAUCAGGUUUUAACUGGGUAAUACACUCAAGCAACAGAGAACAAUACGUCAUACUGGACAUUCGGUACGUAUUGAAGUCUAAAUAUUUACAGUAAUAGCCUUAAUUUAAGUUUAUUAAAUCAUAUGUUAAUAAUCUUUUAUUUGGCCACAGGAGGCAGACAUUUUCUUAGGUGAAUACACUACUUGGAUUAACUGAAUAAAAAUAUUUUGCCAAAAUUCAGUCAAAAUAAUUGAUAAUCAACUAUCAGCAACCAGUAACAUAAUACUUUAAAUCUGUGUAUAUCUCUUUCUAACAUUUGGCAUGCUCUCUGUGACUGUUGCCUUGUAUUAUUACAGUAUUUGCAUUCAAAUUAUUAUUAUUAUUAUUAUUAUUAUUCUGCAGAAGAAAAAGGUGCAUGUUGUAAGUAAAAUGAAAAGCAGUUGUUUGUUGCUGUUUUAAUAACCCAAAAGCUCCUUCUAAUUGUUUUGUCACAACCUUUCCCAAAGAAAACCGUUUAACAAAGACUGUAAAUGCAGCUGUGCCUGUAAAAUACAUGAUUAAUCUCUUUCUCCUAUUGAUGCUUUGUAAAAUAUUUUUUUUGAGAUGAAAUCAUUUAUUUAAUGCUACAGUAUAGACAGCCUUUAUUUAAGCUUUCUCAUGCUGCGCACGUUCUUGUUGUUAUAUGUUUAUCUAAAGCGACUUGCAGAGACUAGGGUGUGUGAGCUAUGAAUCAGCUGCAGAGUCACUUACAACAACGUCUCACCCC